GGUAAUUCUUAUAUAUCUGAUCCCGAGCCAUAGAAAAUUCAAUGGAUGUUGAUGGUACGUCUACUACUCCUUCUUACCUGAAUGGUACGUUGAUGACCUGAUGCUGCAACAAACUGUAUGGGACUUAAGUGUUACAGUGGCUUCAGCAACUUUUGACAGUAUCGAAGCUUUCCAAACGGAGUUAUGAUGACAAAUUUUGGCCACCCUCUUUUGGAUUACUUUAAGAUAGACUAUCAAUGGUACUGUGAUUAUUUCUUCCACGAACUGCAUCAGCUGGAUCCAACGUCACAGAAUACCGGUUGAUGAAUGUACGAGUUUUUAGUGACAGAGACCAAUGUGUUGUUCAAGGUUCGUAGUAAAAUGUGUUCGUACCAUCGUCACUAUUCAGAGGUGUAGGAGAGAAAGAGGAGACCGAGGUGCGAGGGUUGGUGUUGCCCUUACCCCUCGACAUCUAUCCAACGCCACCACUGAGUACUAUGCGAAUUGCACACUGCUUCCGAGCCCUUAUUGCGGUGCUUGGUCUAGCCGCUGUGGUCAUUCCAGUAGCUUACGGCCAGUAUUUCAACGAGACACAGGACGUUCUUUAUGAUUAUUACCGCCACAAGAGGAAUGCUAGAAGACAGAAUAAAGGUCACAAUCACGUAGGAGGAUUACACAUAUAUGACGACGAUUUCCACAUGGCAAAGAAACUACACCCUCACACAAAAGUACACCAUCCACCUCCUGGAGAGUGCUGCCCUACGGUUUUGGAGAAAGUCGAACCAACUGGAGGUUCCAAUCAGGAUGGUAUAUAUGUCGAAUUGUACCAGGAUCAAAAUUACAAGCAAAGGUUUUACGACUUAUCUUGCCAUUCCGACGUCCUGAACAAGCCUUGCCAAUACAUUAACAGGACACAGCACGCUUCCAGGUGCGUGCAGCAGUACAGUUACUCGUACGCCCUAGUCAAGAACACGGACAGUAACCGAACCAAGCUGUUCCCGAUGUUUCCCGAUCACCAGCACGGUGGCGCCACCUACACCCUGGAUUAUAUCCGGAUCCGGAGUGGCUGUAGUUGUGAGGUCACGGCGAAGCGAAGAAGAAAGAAAAAGAACAAUAAUAAAGGCAAUACUUAACGGUUGUGGUGGGGGGAUUUGGAAUGGUAAAUCUCUCUUAUAGUAUACGGUGGUUGAAAACUUGUAUUAGGUAGGUCCAGAAACAACAGAUAGAUAUGUUAGAAAUGAGAUUAGGUCAAAUCGGAAAACGUUUAAAAUAUACAGAUUUUUGUCAAAUUAUAAUUUAUUUGUUUGCAACUGGCAGUUCAAUACAAGCAAAUCUUUACUAAUAUGCAAUCAGCAGGUAAAUUUGUGAAACUCAAAAUAAUAUCCUCUCCUCUGAAAUAGUCCAUUAAAAUGUUACAUUUUUUAAGCCAUACCUUGCUAGAGCAGUCAAUUUUAUUUCUUUAAUGUGUAAGGAGGAUCAGUAGAAGCUUAAGUUCAAGUUUUUGGGGUCGCCACCCUUGUCCCCCGGCCGCCAUCUUGGAAAUGGGGUGCAGAGGGGUUUCGCGCUAUAUCUCGUAAACUACCAACCCUACGGAAAAUAUAAUAAAACAUAAAAUGUAGCAAAUUAAAUUUUGUACAAUUUUGUUUCUAUUACUUUUUAUCGUCAAGUGACCAACAAAAAAGUUAUAAACAAAAAUAUGUAAAAAAUGUUUAACAAGUUUCCUUUUGGAGGUUCUAACUUUUUUUCAGUUCAUUUUAAAAUAAAAUAACAUUUUAGCAAUUUUGUAGACGAUUUUUCAGCGAACAAUUUCCACUAUAAAGUUGUUUAAUUCUAUUUAUUUAUAUAGGUUUUACAGCGCUCCAAACUUGACCAGAUUCUCGAAUGCUCAUAGGGAUACAACAAAAACAAAAGUUAGGCUUACUUUUCUAUCUAUAUAUAUUUUUUAUUCAUACAAUUUAUUAAAAUUUUAACAUUCUUAUGCUAUUAUUAAUCUGUUUUUGACCUUAUUCUCCCCACUAUAAAACUUAUAACCCUAAGCAUAUAUAGAAAAUGUCCAAGAAGUUGUCUGAAGACAAAUUCGCCGGUCCAGAAGAAGAAUGACGCAACCGCAAAAUGCAAAAUUAAAAAGAGCAAAAAAACGAUUUUUGAUAUCAAAAUCAUAAAGUAUGAUCAAAAUUAGCCAUUCUCCACGUUCUCAGCCUUGACGGUAACCCUUCUCUAUUUAAAGAUUUUCAUUUGUAAUGAGCUGUCAGUUGCAAACAAAUAGACUUUAGUUAUUUACUUUACUGAAUGUCUUGUGAUACACACCAUAUGCUAUAUUAGAGAUGUAUAUUUUCCACGUAUUACUACAGUAUUGAUGCCAAAGUGAUUAGAUAGUUCGUGAUUCGAGGACGUUCAGACUUCUAAAAAAUAUUCCAAGCAUUCCAUGUGUGUGUUCUUGGUGGAUAGUUAUCUUUUGAUUUAGGUACUUACAAUAUAUAAUGACAUUAUACUUCUAGUCUAAUAAACACAGUGAAAGCCGUAGGACUUUGUCCAAAUUGUGUAUUAUAUAUAGAGACAACGUGUUAAUGUAUACGGACUAGUUUACUGAAUGAUAUGUGUUCAAAGGACAUUUUUACUAAAUGAUGUGUGCACAAAAACCUGGAGAUUAUUGACAUACGCUAGUUUUCAGGGCGUAUUUUUUGGUAUGGGGUGUUCCAAAAAACACGCAAGAAAUACUUUUGAUAAAAAACAGGUUUUUAAUUAAACUGUUGAGUUAACCGCAAAAACGUUUCGCGUCACCAAAAAUUAUGCCAAUUUUGAUAGUUGAUUUUCUCGUGAACAGAUUAACAAAUUUCGCUAUUUUUUUUAUUAUUUUUAAUUUUUUCUUUGGUAUUUACACUAUUUGGUAAAGGUUUACUCAAACUUCUCUUUUGGGCUUAUAUCCGAUGGAAGAAAGAAAACGUUUUUCUUAUGUUAAGUUUGAGACACCCUGUAGGGAUGGCAAGGUGCAAGAGUGGAUAUAGAUUAAAUUGAUAUUGUAGUCUCAUGUUUUGUAAACAUUUUGUUUUUUAUUUUGCCUGAUAUCUUAAAAACAAUGAAAAUAGACGGUAUAUUCUAUUUUAACAUGUGUUUCAACUGAAACAAUACUAAAUUAACAAUAAAAAAUAUCAACUCAAUAGUCUCCCAUUUUAUACCGCUAACGCGGCUUUGGAAUUAUAGCAGGGUAGUCUGCUAUAUGUAGGGCCUAUGGUAUAUAAGGAAGGUAACAGGGUCAGUGCUACUGUGGACUAUUUGAUUUUGGCCUACCAAGGUUGCAGAUAUCAAUAACUAUAGUUCUUAUAUCUUGCAGAGAAGCAGGAAGGGCCUGAGGAAGUCUUAAUUCUACCGUUAAUAUCCGAUAAGUGUUCAAUAGGGCCCAUCCCAGGCAACCAAAGUGACGUCAAUAACGUCGAGGAAACGUCAGCUUUUGGCUGAAUAUAUGCACGUGUUUGAACAUUACGUCGUAUAAACGUCUUUUGUAAGUGAUUUUAAAUACGUAAGAUUAAUGACGUUAAAAUGCGUUUAAAAAUACGUUUGCAUUUCAGACAGUCCAAGUCUGACGUCACAAAAAUGGGAGGAGCUUAACGGGUAAAUGCUUAUAAUGUUAAUGUUGUAUAUUGACGUUUAUAAGCUUAAUUGUCAUAAGAAAUUUUUCAUUUAUUGUUUACGUGCUUUGUGUGGUAAAAAAGGACUUUUCAUUUAGAUAUUUAGUUGAAGAAACGUGUUAAUUAAGCAGUGGCGACGCGUGACUUUUUCUAAAGUGUUACCAAAACCAGAUGCAAAAAAUCUUAUCUUAAAAAAUGAAGAUAUGGCUAAAUGUAUAUAUAGCUUCAAUAAUAUAAUUUGUUAUAUCACUUGAAACUCUCGAAAAAACAGUUGAUGUUUCUAGAUGUUGGCAAAACUUUUGAUCUUUUUUGGCAAUUAAUGUUAACAAUUCCCUGCAAUUGCCUCGAUUGUCAGAGUCGUCGCCCUCAAAAUGACUACAAAACGCUAAUUCUUGUUUGGCCAAAAAAACAUACGGUAUCCAUUAUAAGUGUGCUAAGGAUAUACCUAUCUAUUUUUUUUUAACAAAAUCAUUAUGUUUAGCAAUGUUUGCUUUAAAAGCUUGGUUAAGAGAACUUUCGAUUCUUGUUUUGCCAAACUGAAUCAAAUUGGGUACACAUCUUACAUGUAGGUAACGGAGAAAUUUCGUGUCUCCUUUUUAAAACUAUUUAAAUCGUGAACCUGGUCCACCCAUUUUUCUGUAGAAACCAGAAGACAUGGCCAACAAUACAGUCUAUUUUUCUUGCAACCACAUAACCAAGGAUUUUCACUGUACCAACUAAAUUUAAAAUGUCGGAACUACUUUUUUUGAUUCCUUUUUUAAAUUGUUUAAAAUGGGUCUUUCAUUUUCAAUAAUCUCAUUUUUUUUCUUUAAAAUUAUACAAGGAGAAUUAGUUUUCAAGUAGUUGAUCGAUUACGCAGCGAUACUCAUCCAUGGUUAACUGCACGCACACUUUUUAUAGGUUCUGUAACCACAUUUAAAUCUGGUAAAAAUUUUAAAUCGUUCCUUCAAAAUUUUCAGACUAGCCGGUCCCGAGCGACAGCGACGAUAUAACCAUUGUAACCACAAAUGAAACUGGUAACAGAGUUGUUCUGAUGCUAUUUCCUUGUGGCAUUUUUAUAAUUACGUAUUUUUUAUGGGAAAUAAGCCACAAUGUUACUAAAAAAUUAAUUUAUUAACGUUUCGAAGCCCAAAUCGGGUUUCGUUGUCAAAAUACAAAAUACUAUUAAAAUAAAACAAACAUGUUGUUGCUAAGUAAAAAAAUUCUUCUAAUAAUUUAUUUAAUCUGACUCAUUUAUAUUGGCAAUUCAGACGUAUAUUAUACAUUUUAAAGUAGAAGACUUUAAAAUGAUAUCGCCAAUAUUUAUGAGUUGCGUUCCUGGACGGCUUUACUAAAAGAUAGUUCAUUCGAUUACAUGAAAUCAAUCCCAACUCAAGAAUAUCCGUCGCAAAAAAAUCAUAGCAUGUGAUCUGUCUUUAAAAAGACAACCAAAUGCAACAAUGACAGUAAAAUUCUCGCGUUAGAGAUUCCAUAGUAAAUCACGAGGGAAAAUCAGGAAAAAACCUCGUGAUACUAUCCCGACAUCGUAAGUAUUUGG
Molecule: messenger RNA, 5142 nt
Organism: Diabrotica virgifera virgifera (western corn rootworm)
Lineage: Eukaryota; Metazoa; Arthropoda; Insecta; Coleoptera; Chrysomelidae
Exons: 7
Coding region: 477-1112 (211 amino acids)
Biological process (GO): innate immune response; regulation of Toll signaling pathway; central nervous system formation
Cellular component (GO): extracellular region
Molecular function (GO): growth factor activity; Toll binding
Source: RefSeq, a predicted model, not a curated record